This is a messenger RNA of Bursaphelenchus okinawaensis, 17858 nucleotides long. NCBI's taxonomy places the organism in Eukaryota, Metazoa, Nematoda, Chromadorea, Rhabditida, Aphelenchoididae. The record is from the annotation of a GenBank genome assembly.
AUGGCGUCAGGUCUAGAAAAGGCCAAAACCGGCUUUCUAUGUCUGACGCUUCUGGUCGCGUUAGCUGUACUGGCCUUAAGCGUUCUUAAACUGAUGAACGAUAACAAGCACAACGAUUCAGAUAAAACUACCACUAGUAACCCAUCAAAUAAUGACAAAAGUAAUAAAAAGUUUUUGUCGUGCCCUGCGCUGCCUUUGCCCUGUCUUUACCCAGCUUUUGCCUUGCCUUGGCUUGCCUUGCCUUGCCUUGCCUUGCCUUGCCUUGCCUUGCCUUGCCUUGCCUUGCCUUGCCUUGCCUUGCCUUGCCUUGCCUUGCCUUGCCUUGCCUUGCCUUGCCUUGCCUUGCCUUGCCUUGCCUUGCCUUGCCUUGCCUUGCCUUGCCUUGCCUUGCCCUUCACAGCUUUCCACUUCUUUGUCGUACUACACUUUUCCCUACACUACCCUACACUUGCUCUUUUUUACUCUAAUUUUUAGCCACGUCGUCUCCACCUCGACCAGACCCAAACAACAAUAAUAUAUUGCCACCAAAACCGAUCGAUAAAAACGCAAGCCCCUACAAAUACGAGGCUUAUAAAAGUUAUGCUGAUGAUUUGAAACACUAUGCUAAUUUUACUUAUGAUCCAUGUAACAACUUUUAUGAAUACACCUGUGCUCAAACUAAGACGAACGCUCAGACUUUGAAAGAGCUUGAAGAAAAAAAUUAUGAAGCGUUAGUCAAGGCUUUAAACGAAGGCAAAAAUGUAGGUUUUACAGCUUAGUUUGCUUUGAUUUUACUGGAAUAUUAAUUUGUUUUACUUCAGUUUUUUUAAAUUUUUUGCAGGUAUCUUAAAGAGUAAGCCUACUCUUAAAUCUGAGCCCAAAUUUGAGCUUAAACUAGGGACAUUCAGAAAAAACAAAAAGAUAAAAAAAAUAUACAAGCCUACGCUUACAAAUAACGUUAAAGGUAUCCCUAGACCAAACACAUGCUUCAGCUCUAUGUAAUCUUAAGCAAAAGAUUAAGCUUGAAUUUGAGCUUAAAUUUGUCCUUUCAGUUAAGUUUGAGCUUAAUUUUAAGUGUGAGCUUGGGCUUGCAUUUGAAAUUAAGUUUGAGCCUAAGCCUACACCUGGGCUUAAAUUUAGGCUUAAGCCUAAACUUCAGCUUGAGCUUUAGCAUUCGCCUUCUAAUCAAUACUUUUUUGCAGGAAGAGUUCUACGCCAGAAAGAUCAAAAAAGCCUUCCAAAUUUGCGUCGACGCUUCUCAAAAUUCAGACCUUUAUCCAAAAUCGGCCGAUAUAAUCAAAAAAUACUUUGAUUACAACAAUUAUUCGUUACAAUUACCAUUCCCAUCUCUUGAUAACAAGACCGACAUUGUACUUCCAACACCAACACACUUAGCCAACAUAGUAGCCGGUAUUCAUAACACGUACUUUGAAGCUACUUUACUCGACUAUACUAUUGAUACCGCUUGGAAACAACCAUUCAAUCUGCCACGUCACUACAAGCCUGUUUAUCAGCUUUUUAUUGAUCAGAGCAAAACUUUCUAUCCUAGACGAUUUUAUGAGAAUGGCACUGAAGAAGAAGCCAAGAAGUAUAAAGAAAGUGUUAAAAUGUUGGUCAAGAAAGGAGCUGAGAUUAUUGGAAAGAAAGUUGAUGAAGAACAGCUGAAUAAAGAUGUCAAUGAAGCUUAUGAAUUUGAAAAGACAAUAGCAGUUAAGAUCAAUACUGAUGACCAAACUAGAAAGAAUUUUGAACGGUACGUUAGGGUAGGGAAGAACAGGUAGGAUAAGUCAGAAUACAAUAGGUAAGACAAAGCACAAUAGUUAAGGCAGAGUAAAUUACAAUAGGGUAUUGUAGGUGAAGCAAGGUGCAAUAUGUAAGAGAAGAUACGGUAGAUAAGGCAAUAUACGGUAAGUAAGGCAGGAUACGGUAGGUAACACAAGAUACGGUAGGUAAGACAAGAUAUGGUAGGUAAGACAGAACACGGUAGGUAAGACAGAAUGCGCAAGGUAAGGCAGGAUACGGUAGGUAAGACAGGAUGCGGUAGGUAAGACAGAUAAGGUAAAACAGGUAAGGUAGAAUAAGGUAAAGUAGAGUAGGGUAGGGUAGGGUAAGGUAGGGUAGGGUAGGGUAAUUUUUUUAUUUUUAAAUGUACUAUUAAACAUUUAGAUCCUACAAUGUAGAAACAGUACCCUCGUUUCAAAACAACCUUAUCGACUUCAAAACAUACAUUAAAGAGAUAACUCAAGUGGCGGAUGAAAAGUCAAAAUCCCGUUUUCAAAAUGACACUUAUAAAUUUGUCAUUAUGGAGCCAGAAGCCUUCAAUCUCCUAGCCGAUUUCAUUAGUCAAACAAAACCAGCAACCUUCUACAACUACCUCAACUACCGUACCUUACUUGCCAUUUCUGACUUGUUUUCGGAUAAUGAAAAUGUUAUUAAUGACAUUAAGGAACUACAAUCAAAGUAUGGCAAUGAAGUCAAUAGGCAUGACAGAAAAAACAAAAUUUUUAAAAAUUCUGAAGAGGACUUUGAGAUCAAGUGCGCUAGAUUAGUUACAGAAUGGAUGCCAGAAGCUGCUAGUAGAUUGUUUAUCGCGGCAAUACACUCGUUUGCUGGCAAAACAUAUGAGAUUGAAAGAGACGUCACACAGAUCACUGCUGAAGUGAUUGUUGGCUUCCAAGUACGUUUCCCUACCCUACCCUACCCUACCCAUAUUAAAAAUUUACUUUUUCAGAACCAACUAAACGUGAUCAGUUGGCUAUCACCAAAAGCUAAGCAAGUAGCUUACAAUAAGUUACAGUAUGUUGCUCGCAAUAUCGGGUAUUCACCGUUGAUUAAUUCAAAUAGCAAUUUGAAUCUCUUCUACGAGAAUUUAGUGUUUGAAGGUCGGUUUUAUAACUUAUGUUAAAGGGUAAACCUAGCAAACAAUACUAGAGCCUUAAGCUUUAUUCUAAAACUCUAGUCCAGAGCCCCAAGUCGAAGCCCUAGCCCAGUACCUUAAUGCAUUUUCAAAAAAAAACUCAUUUUCAGCCAACAGCACACUGCUAAAAGUCAAACAAGCCGUCUAUACCUUCAGACAACGCAUUCAAUUCAGCAAGAUCUUGCUGUCUCAUUACGACCGGUCGGAAUGGCCAAUCUCCGCCUUAUCAACCGACUCUUGGUCUUCAACAAAACUUAAUGCUAUUUUCAUACCAUUCGCUUUACUACAAAAACCAAUAUACGACAUCAACUACCCUGCUUCGAUCAAAUUUGGAGCGCUUGGCCAUCUUAUUGGACAUGAAUUGAUACACUUGUUUGACGACAAUGGUGUUCAAUGGGACUCUUACGGCCGAUUACAUAGUUGGCUAGACGAGAAAAGCGAGGCUGCGUUCCAAAAUAUGACAAAAUGUUUGGUGAAGCAGUAUUCGAAGCUUGACGCUGGAUGGAACUUGUUCAUCGACGGAGAAAAAACUUUGGCUGAGAAUAUGGCUGAUAAUGGAGGUAGUUUUUCGCUUUUUUUUAAAUUUAUUAAGCCUUACAAAAGUGCAAAUAUACAGUGCAACUAAGCAGUUUAGACCCUUUAGAUCGGUCCGCCUUAGAUCCGGCUUGGCGUUGAGUUGAACCUUUCAGGCCUGAGAUUGACCCCAGCCCGGCCCUGACUCAGCCCAACUCAGUGUUGAAGCGGUUUUGAAGCGGUUUUGUCUUUGCCUUGGUUUGGCCACAAAUCAGCCUCAGCCUAGCCCCAGUCCGGUGUUGACUCAGCGCCGACCUUUGCCUUGAGCCACGCUAAUCCGGGUCUAGGGUUGGACAUUUAACAGCUUUUUUUAUCGAAAAAUCAAAUUACCAGUAAAAAUCCAAUCCUAUCCGGGUCAAACUUAUGUGGCGAGCCGAGCUGAAGAAAAAAGCGCUUAAAACUGCUUCUCCGGGUCCGCAGAUUUUUAGUCCGUUCUGAUCCGGUCUGGCAAAACACUAGCUGUGCCAAAGAAAUGAUUCUUACUCGGGGUCCCUUUAAAACUCUACUAGUAAGGGAUUUUUUAAUAAAAACCAAUUUUAAAAAAAACAUAAUUACAAAAAAUAUUAAUUCAGGCCUUCGAGUAGCAUACAACUCCUUCCAAACGUAUCAAGAGUUCUACGGACAAGAUGAACGUCUCCCAGAUAUCCAACUUCAAGCAUUCAACCAUGAACAACUUUUCUUCCUGUCUUUUGCUCGCUCAUGGUGCGCAAAUCCCACUAAACAAGCUCUGACGCAAUACUUAGAGACGGACAAUCAUUCGCCACCAAAAUACCGAGUAUUCGGUUCGUUGCAAAACUUCCCAGCCUUUAGAACAGCUUUCAAUUGUCCAGUCGGAGCCAAGUAUGCGCCUAAGAAAUCAAGACGUUGUGAUGUGUGGGCUUCGGAUGUUGAACCUGGUAAGUGUGAUUAAACCCUCUCUAGUCUUAACGCAAGCCCAAAUUUCUAGCUGAAAGCCCUAGUUCAGAGCCUUAGCUCAGAGUCCUAGCUCACUAUACCAGGUCUUAAGACUUACCUUACAAAAUACAAACAUAUUUUUAGUCAGAGGAGUACCAACCCUGCCAGAAUUUGACCCAUCGGUCGAAAUCCAACCUCCGGCUAAAAACAGAACGUAUAUCUUUCGUAAAUUUGCAAGCCAACUUACGGAAAAGUUAUAUUUGGACGUUACGCCGUGCAAUAACUUUUACGAGUAUUCUUGUCUUCACACACGUUCAUUGUGGCUUGCCGAAGAAGCUAGCGAGAACGCCAACUAUGCUGUAGUUCGCAGUUUGGAAGCGAAAGAACAGGUAGUUUUGAAACGUUAAAAACAUAAAUUUUGAGCCAUUGAUUAAGGCUGGAUAAAGCUAAGGCUCAAGCUUAACUUCAAGCCAAAACUCAAACAUAAGAUGAAGUUCAAAUUCAAGUUCAGGCUCAAGUUUAAGCUCGGGUUUGCUUCAAGCUUAAUUUCAAGCCAAAAUUUAAUAAACUUAAGAUCAAGCUCUAAUUCAAGAUCAAGCUCAAACUCAAGCUCAAGCACAAUUCUAAAUUAAAACUAAAGCAAAUAAUAAGUCCAAGCUUAACACUAAAAUAUUGUAAAUUUAAAAAAAAAUGUAUUUUUAGCCCACAUAUGCCCGACCAGCCAAGAUGCUGUACGAAAACUGUAAAUCCACUUUGAAGAACGGUCCGGAAUACAUUAAAGAAAUCUUUGAUGAAAUGACAACAUUCGCCGAUGUACCAGACUUCCCAUUGGUAAACAAUAUUCAAGACGUUGAGCUGGACGACAUGACUCUUGCCGUAGCCUUAUUCUUCUUAUCAACAACUCACCGACUCAACCUGAUCUACAAGUUUGAAGUUGAGCCAAAUACGAAGCAAAACUACCUUGGCGCACCAUAUUUGUUCCAGUUCGGUGCACCAAGUGUGCUAUUUAAGCCUUAUGUCUAUGAUAACCCAGCUGUGUUGGCUGAUGCUGAAAAAGAUCUGGCUGGGCUUUUAUUGGCCAAGAUCAAGUUUGUUUGGCCUGAGGAAGCGAAGAAACUGACUGUGGAAGACGUGCGUUAUCAGUUUAUUGAAAAUGACAUUGUGCCUGAAUAUCUUCAUGAAUUCAACAGUAAUAUCAAUAGACAAAAGGAGUACAGAAGAGAGCAGUUAGAGAAGGAAGAGUUUUCAAAAACGUUUGCUUUCAGCUCGUUAAUUGAAGUCUACAAUGGCUAUUUUGAAUCAAUUGGCCUGGACAUUAAUAUUGAUGACAAAACCUCAAUGAUUGUUCAAGACAUACAAAUGUUUAAGAACAGUCAAAACACCUUUAACCGUACAAAGACUGACAAAAAAAGAGCAGCAAAGCUGAUAAACUACUUGUAUUUAAGGCUACUACUUCAAUAUCAGCAUUUAAUACCUUGUGAUACAACGCCCAGUUAUAGGUUGGAGGACUACUUGAAUGAUAUGUUAAUUUACCAUCCUACAAGGCCAUUUACUGCUAAUUUUUUAAAACCUAAGGCCGAUUGGAUGCCAAAGAAAAUGGCAGCAAGAGGUGAUGAAAAGAAGGUGCAUAGAGGCAAGGCAUUGAAGGCUGACGGCAAUGAUAGUGGCUAUAACAACAAAAAUGAUAACUAUAACAACAAAAAUCGUGCCACUUCUAAGGACGAGUUUGUAGACUAUAAAAAGGCCAACAACUAUGUCAACUACAACAUCAAAAACAACAAUGAAAACCCCAAAAACCCCAUAAAAGACCAAGAUGAACUGUACAUAGCUGAUGAAUGUGCCAGAAUAGUCCAACAACUCUUACCACCACCCUAUGCUCGACUUGCUAUUGAUGACAUUUUUGAUAAAAACCUCAAAAGCUUCAGAAAAUCUCAAGAAAGCGUAGCACAGAUAGUAGAAACUCUUGCUUUGUCAUUCGAAGACGCCUUCAACGAUCUAUCAUGGAUGCCAUUAGAGAUCCGGCAAAAGUUUAUACGUAAGGUUAGAGGCACGGCCAGGAACGUUGGUGUAGCUGAAUAUGUUUUGGAUGAUCAGAAAUUGAUUGCCGCAUACCAAGGACUGACAGUAGAAAGACCAGCACAUCUACUUGAAUGGUAUCGUACUAUCAACAAUUUUAAAAAACAAAAAUCGAUCGAAAAGCUGAAAAAGCAGUCGAUUGAUCGUACUGACUUUAUCAGCCCGGACUCAUACUCCUACAACUCUCUGGAAAUGAUCGAAGCUAAUCGGAAGCUAAACGCUAUCAACAUACCCCUACAUUACCUAAUUCGCCCCGUCUAUAAUCCAAUGAAUCCAAGUACGAUACAUUUUGGGUAUAUUGGAAUAGAGGUUGGUAAAGCUUUUGGUCAUCUUGCAGACAGAAUUGGCAUUCAGCACAAUGAGGAAGGUCAAAUUAACCCACUGUAUGAUGAAGAAUCUGCAAAAACGAUUCAGCAAAAGUUCGAAAAAUUAAAACAAACUUUUGCAAAAGAUAUCAAUGAUAUACAGCUAACUCAUUCAUUAGAUGAUAUAAUCGCGGAACAAACUGCCUUAACAUUGGCCAAAGAUGGUUUGAAGAAAUGGGAGGGUAUUAACGGUAAAGACGACAGAUUACCUAAUGGCUUAAUUGGAUUAUUUACCAAUGAACAACUCUUUUACUUUGUCUACACUCAAGAACAUUGUGUAGCAGAUGCUGUCGUAAAUGGACUUAGUAAUUAUGACUUGAUGGAGAAAUCGCUGGCAAAUCAAAAAUCGUUUUCAAUUGAAUACAAUUGUAAAAUUGGUGACACAUACAAUCCAGUUGAUAGGAUUGAGGUUGGUUUUUUAAUCAAUGCUAUUUAUUUUAAACUUUCCAUUAUGAAACGCAUUAAUGUCAAAUCAGAUUGUCUGAAGUUAAACCUAAGGCUCAGCUUCAGGUUCAAGCUAAAGAAGCUAAGGCUUAAGCUCAGGGUUAAGCUUGAGCUCACUUUAGACAUGGCUCAAGCUGAUGCUAAAGCUAACCCACAGGCUUAGGAUCAAGCUCAGGCUCAAGCUCAGGCUCAGGCUCGCUCAUGCUCAAGCUCAGGCUCAGGCGCUAGCCUCGGCUCCGGCUCUGGCUAUGUCUCUAGCUCUGGCCUUGGCUCUGGGUCUGGCUCUGGUUCAAGCACAACCUCAAGUUUAAGCUUAAACUCAAGCCUAAGGUCACGCUCAAACUCAGACUUGAGCUCAAAUUUAAGCUCAAGUUCAAGCGCAAACUUAACACCACACUCAAGCUCAGGUUAAUUUGAACUUUUUUAAUUCUUUAUUUUUCAGUUAUGGAAAUCUCCUGAAGAACCAACAGUUGGUGUUCCUGACUUACCAAAGAUCAAUCCGUCCCUCAACAUCAAUGAUAAUGUACCACCAUCAAACAACAAGGAAUAUGAAGAAGUUGUGAAGAUGUUUGCCGAGUCUAUUGACGUCCAGUACAAUCCCUGUGAAGAUUUUUACAAUUACACAUGUAGUCGAUUCUCUGAAGCCAAUGUUCUUUCAUCACUUCAACGUUCCGUUGAUGAUCAAGUCAAUCAGUUGCUCUUAACACCUGUAUCUGAAAAUGACAUUGAGCCAGUAAAGAAGCAAAAGCUGUUUGUCAAAAAGUGUUUGGAAAGCUUCGGCAAGCCUAAAAAGGAUGACAAGAUUAUCUAUGAAAUAGUAGAUGAUGUCAAAGAUUUCACUGGAAUUCCAUUCCCACUAGCUGAUAACGUUAACAUCACCGACUAUCCCACUCCAAAACAGCUAGGCCAAGCCGUUGGCUAUUUCUACGCAAAGUACGGUGGUACAAUGAUUUUGAGCCUAGACCUGCAUCCAAACCCACUACAACCAACUGAUGGUUAUACUCUUUCAUUUUCUUCAAAACUGCUCUUUGAGAAUGAAAUUGAAGCUGGCAAACCAGCCGAACAGAUCAUGACUGAGUCAAUUUCGUAUUUUACAAGAUAUCUUGAGCACAGUGGUAAAUUGCCUGAGGGUUACAAAGAAAAAAUUGAAAAAGCAGCAGCAAAGAUAGUACUGUUGGAGACGGAGAUAGUAUCAAAGAGAGAGAGUGAGAAGAUAGUAUCGACCAACAUGACUGAAAUGUAUCCGCCAGCACCAUUCAAACGGUUGACUCAGUUUGAAAAAAGUGUCGAUUUCAAAGGCCUGAUAGAAGGUGUACUGUACCAGUAUCCAGAGGCUGUUGAGAAGUUUAUUCACCCCAAACAUACUGUAAUUUUGAGAGAUGAAAAAAUUGUCAAGACUACUGUAGCAAUCUUGAAGGAGGUUGUUGACAAGCAGCUUGUUUCUGCUGAAGACCUUUGUAAUUAUAUCUAUUUGAAUGUGCUGAUGCUUAACUACGGUGAAUAUCUUCCUAGUGGCGCUAGCGGAAAGCCUUGGACUAAGAUGUCCAAUAGAGAAGACCUUAAGGAUAUUGAUAUUACUGAAGCUAUCAUGAACCAACUACCGUAUUCUUUAAGAAACAAUGCCUUUACAACCUCAAUUAAGCCUACAUAUCAUCAAAAUCAAAGGUAUACACCAUCAGAACGUAUCUGUGCUCUAACAGCUAAGCUUUCAUUCCCAGAAGCUACUGAUGCUCAAUUUGUCUACAGCCAAUAUCCUUCAGUAAUCAACCAACAAAGUUUCAAAAAUGACGUUUCAAAGCUAGUCCACUCAAUAUGGCUAGCCUAUAGUAGCAUGGUAGACCAAAUGUCGUGGAUGACACCUGAAGUUCGUAAAGAAGCCAAAGCCAAGAUACAGUAUGCUGCCAAUUUGUUUGGGUGGCCAGAAUGGUUGACUAAUACGAGUGCCUUGACAUAUUAUUAUGAUGGUUUGCAUAUUGAUGAUAGUAUGUCAUACGAUAGAAUGACACAUACAGUAUACAAGUUUACCAGAGAAAAAGUAAUCAGCUUCUUAGCUAAACCUACUGAUAGAAACUUUUUGUACCUACACAGUAUUACCCAGGCAACUUAUAACCCCAACGCCAACUCGUUGUUGUUACCUAUUGGGUUAUUGGGUACUCCAAUAUAUCAUGAACAAUAUCCUACUGCGGUCAAGUAUGGACUGUUGGGCACAGUGGCUGGUGGAAAAGUUGCUCAUGCUUUCGGUAAGUGUAGGGUGGAGUAGGGUAAUGUAAAGUAAGGCAGGGUGAUGUGAAGUAUAAUAGGGUAGGGUAGGAUAGGGUAAGGUAGGGUAGGGUAGGGUAGGGUAAGGUAGGGUAGGGUAGGGUAGGGUAGGGUAGGGUAGGGUAGGGUAGGGUAGGGUAGGGUAGGGUAGGGUAAGGUAGGGUAGGGUAGGGUAGGGUAGGGUAGGGUAGGGUAGGGUAGGGUAGGGUAGGGUAGGGUAGGGUAGGGUAGGGUAGGGUAGGGUAGGGUAGGGUAGGGUAGGGUAGGGUAGGGUAGGGUAGGGUAAGGUAUGGUAGAAUAGGGUAAAAUCAAAAAACUUAAAAAUUAAAAAUUUAUUUUUCAGAUGAAGUAGGUAACCAAUUCGAUGCUACUGGCAUCUUACGCUACUGGUACGACAAAUCAACCUUAGCCGAUUUCAAAUCCAUGUCCAAAUGCGUAGCCGACCAAUAUGACACUUUCUGUGAGAACAACAAUUGUAUUUCCGGCUCCUCGACCUAUCCAGAAAACAUGGCGGACGUCGGGGGAGUCCAAGCAUCGUAUCGUGCUUACCGUAACACUCUUGGUGUAGCAGGUCCAGACGGUCGAUUACCUCAUGAACUUAUUGGUUAAUUUACCAGCGAUCAGCUAUUCUUUUUAUCAUUUGCAAGAGGUCAUUGUGAACAAGGCAGUCCUAUUCUUCCUAAGUCUGGAAGUCAUGUGAAUGAAAGGUACAGAGUUUUAGGUACACUUCAGAACUUCCCAGCGUUCAAAGAAGCUUUCAAUUGUCCAGUUGGAAGCAGGUAUGCACCGAAAGAACAUUGUGAUGUUUGGGUGAAAGAAGUUGAAGCAUGUAAGUUUUUUUGCUCAUGCUCAUGCUCAUGCUCAUGUUCAUGCUCAUGCUCAUGCUCAUGCUCAUGCUCAUGCUCAUGCUCAUGCUCAUGCUCAUGCUCAUGCUCAUGUUCAUGCUCAUGCUCAUGCUCAUGCUCAUGCUCAUGCUCAUGUUCAUGCUCAUGCUCAUGCUCAUGCUCAUGCUCAUGCUCAUGCUCAUGUUCAUGCUCAUGCUCAUGCUCAUGCUCAUGCUCAUGCUCAUGCUCAUGCUCAUGCUCAUGCUCAUGCUCAUGCUCAUGCUCAUGCUCAUGCUCAUGCUCAUGCUCAUGCUCAUGUUCAUGCUCAUGCACAUGCUCAUGCACAUGCUCAUGCUCAUGCUCAUGCUCAUGCACAUGCUCAUGCUCAUGCACAUGCUCAUGCUCAUGCUCAUGCUCAUGCUCAUGCUCAUGUUCAUGCUCAUGCUCAUGCUCAUCUUUUUACCACACUCAUCGAAUUAUUUUCAGCUUUAACCCUUCCACCAAUACCACCUUCGUUACCAUUAUUAAACAUCCCAGAGCCUGAAAAAGCUUCAGAAGACAAUGAAGCCUACAAUGAGAUCAGCAAAAGCCUCCUACAAACCAUCGAUACCGACGAAAGUCCCUGUAACAACUUUUAUGGCUACGUCUGUAACAGUUUAUCUGAAGAAGCAGUAAGCGACGAGGAAACUGCUAGACAAGCUGCAGCACAAGUCAUUGCUAAUGGUCUGAAUGAGCUUGACAGAGUUCCAAAAUAUAUAACGGGCAAUGAUGACAUAAUAAAGAACAUAGAAGAAAGAACAUGGUUAGACAAAGUAAUCUACAACUACUUCAAGGCUUGCAAGAAACUGACAGAAAGUAAAAAAGAAGUUGUCACAUUUGUCGUCGGCAAACUUGAAGAUGAAGUAGACAUGUUAUAUCCGUUGUUUCAUAGAGCAGACCGACCUUAUAAGCCUGACUUUGUGGAGAAGGCAAUUGGAGCACUAAAUGGGUUGUUUGGUGUUAGCAACUUAAUUGAUGUUAAGGUAAGAAGAACAGUUUUUAUUAUUACGCAUUAUACAGCUCUUGCUUUUGCCAUUAUCAUAUAGCUAAGCCUAACCCUAAGUUUUAGCCAUAGUUUGCUUAAAUUUAGACAUGAAGAUAAACCUACAACUACGCGUAUUUUUUAAAUUCUAAGCUUAAAACAAAGGCUAUAACUUAGACUAGAAAGCCAUGCUAUAGCUCUGCCUAGGCUUAACGCUAAGCCUAAAUCAAUGCAUAAGCCUAAACCUAAGCCUAAGUCUAAGCCUCAGCCUAAGCCAAAGCCAAAGCCAAAGCCAAAGCCUAAGCCUAAACCUAAGCUUAAGGCUAAACCUAAGCCUAAGACUAAGCCUGAGCUUAAGCCUAAGCCUAAGCUUAAGCCUAAGCCUAAGCCUAAGCCUAAGCCUAAGCAUAAUCCUAAGCCUAAGCCUAAACCUAAACCUAAGCCUAAGCCUAAGCCUAAGUCUAACGCUAAGCUUAAUUUGAAGCUUAACCCUAUCUUUAACCCUAACCUUAAGCCAAAAUCCAAACCAAACUUUAAACCUAAAUCUAAGCUUAAACCAAACCCCAGGCUUUAAACAUACCUUUUGCUUUAGCCAAACGAUUGUCUUAGUCUACAGUCCCCAUUGACAAACCUAAACACAAUGACGUUUGACAUUUUGCCAUUUAUAGAUUGAAUCUAAUCUAGAAUCAACAAACUACGCUUACCCAGUGUACCUCCUUCAAUUUGAUGAGCCCAAGCUGCUAGAACCGGCUGAAUGGUACUCCGGUAAAAACAAAGAAAAACGCAGCGGUCGUACGAAACAAGAAAUUCAACAAGUAUUAGAAGCCUUUGGCCAAUUAAUCAACGCAACCAACAUUGACUAUACUAAAGCUACCGACCAAAUCUAUAACAUUGAAGCUAUUUUAGCUAAAUAUGUCAGUGAAAAGCCUUACCGUAAAGAUUUGAAGAAUCGACAAACUAUCAAUACAGUUGAUCAACUGGUCGAGGAUUAUAAAACCUUCAAUUGGGUCGAAUUUUUCCAGAAAUUGUUGAAACGAGCUCCGUCUUCAGUUCGUUCAAAGAUAUUGGUCAACAUUAAUGGCAAGAUUGAGUUGAACAAAGAGUACCUGAUGAGCAUUGCCUACCCUGAUGGCUUAAUUAAUGUGCUACAGAUAUGGCUUGGAAAUCAGCCUGAAGUUGGCAGAGAAGGAUUGGCUGACUAUUUGUUCUUCAAACUUUUGUGGGAGCUACGGUAAGAUUCCUAACCAAAAGCCUUAACUCAGAGCCGUCGGCAAGAGCUUUAGCCAAAGCCCAGGUCUCUAACCCAGAGCCCUAGCCCAGAACACUAGCCCAGAGAGAUAGCCAUAGCUCUAGCUCCAACUCUAGCUCUGGCUCUAGCCCAGAACCCUAGCCCUAGUCCAGAGACCUAGCCCAAAACUCUAGUUUGUUGCCCUAAUCCAGAGCCCUAGCCCAGAGCCCUAUCCUAAAGCUCUAGUCCAGAACCCUAGCCCAGAUUCAUAUCUCAAAGCCCUAGCCCAAAGAUCUAGUCCUGAGCCCUAACCCGGAGCCCUAGCCCAGAGCCCUAGCCCAAAGCCCUAGCCCAGAGCACUAGCCCAAAGCCCUAUCCCAAAUCCCUAACCCAAAGCCUUAAUCUUAAUCCCCUAGCUAGACCUGGCCAAAAGAAAACUGAAACCGGCCGCGCUGAAAAAUCCGUCUGACUUGGUUCAAUUCCCUUGCCUAGGCGUAGCCAUGUCUUAGGCUUAGCCAUGUGCCUAAGCGAAAACUAAAAUUUGAGUUUUAACUAUCUUUCAUUUUCAGACCAAUCCUACUAGACCUUCCCGAUCCCUCCCUACCAGCCAAUCUACCUCAACAUAAUCAGCAAGAACUAACCUGCGCUCUAAGAACCAAGGAACUCGGUCCACUUCAUUCUAAGUAUUACUUUGAGAACUUGGACGUCAUUCUAGACAAAGUUCAAGAAUCGGUGACAAACUUAACAAACAAUGUUAUUAAUGCAUUUACCAGCCAUAUUCGACAAACUUCUUGGCUGACAAAUGCUGCCAAAGACAGCGCCAUCGAAAAGAUCCAGAAUGUUAAGAUUAACGUGAUUGGAGAUCUGGAUGUUGUUAGUAAUGAAAGCUUAAGCAAAUACUAUGAAGAAUAUCCUGACCGAGUUCCGGCUAACCAGCACUUUGGGGUUUAUUGGUUGAUUCAAAGACAGUUUAACACUGGCAAAGGAUUUGAAAGGUUGUUGGAAAAAACAGGAGAUAGAGGAUUCCAAGGUGAUGUGUCAAAGGUAGGAAACAGACAUAUAACUUUAGCUUUAGCCUUAGUUAGAGAUAUAACUUAGCAUAGAUGAAGCCUCAGUCUUAGCCUAAAAAUAAGUUCAAAACAUUUAUCUUUAGGUACUUCCAUCCUACGACUACCUGACAAACAGUAUUAACAUACCAGCAGCCGCAGUUGUUUCACCAUUCUUUGAUGUCAACUACCCGCAAGCAGCAAACUAUGGAGGUCUAGGUGUUCAUAUUGCUCAUGAGUUGGGUCAUGCUUUAGGUAGGGGGUUUUAUAUAGUGAUACUUCGUAUAACAAACACAUGUAUAAGACCAAACUUAAAAUUUCUCUAGCGAUUUGUGAUACAUGUGUCUAUGGCUUACUUUAACGCAGUCUUUCUAUAUAGUGAACCAUUUGUAUAAGCAACUCUCGUUACAGUAAACAAGAAAUUUGGCGCCGCCAAGUCAAUUUGCACUAACAAAUUACUCUGUAAAGGCAACACCCCCUGUAGUAAACACAAAAUGCCUGCCUUUUAGGGUUGCUUAUAUAGAGAGAGUACUGUAUAUGGGUCCUAAUGCAACAAAUUUCUAAGUUAUUCCUGUUUAACAAUGUAAUUUAGAUGCAUUUGGUAUUCAACUUGACGCCUCGGGACACUACAAUAAGUGGAUUAGCAAUACAGAAGAGUACAAUAAGGUUCAACAAUGUUUAAGAGACCAAUACAGUGAAUUCUGUCCAUUACCUGAUGCUGCCUACCCAGCAAAAUGCAUUACAAACAAAGAAAUUUUGCCAGAAAAUUUCGCUGACAACAUAGGUAAGCUCACAUUCUUUAACAUAACCUUUGAAACAUAAAAAUCAAUCAAACGUUACAGCGCAUUAAGCAAACUUGGCUACUAACUCAUAGUUUUGUUUUUCUGAACAUAACCUAGCCUUACUGUAGUAUACAGAUACUUUUCAGCCCUCCACGUAGCCUACAGUGCCUAUCAACUCUCCAAAGAUCACGCCGGAGCAGACAAGCACUAUAACAACAAUUUGUUGGGCCAAUACAAUUCAGAACAAAUGUUCUUCAUGGGCUACACAAGACAAUAUUGCCAAAAUAAGCAAAAGUCAGAUGUUGUGUUCAAGAACAUUGCGCUUGGAAAGAAAAUUCCCACCGAAUUCAGAGUUAAAGGCACAUUACAAAACUACCGAGCUUUCUCUUCUGCUUUCAACUGCCCAGCAAAGUCUGAAUAUGUCAAAGAAAAGCCUUGCGAAGUGUUCACUGGGGGCAAUGGUAAGUUUUCUUUUAGAAAAUACAGUCAAGCAAUCUUACAAGAAAUAAAGAAAUUAGCUCAAACCACAUUUGUUGUACAUUAAACACAAGAGCAGCAGCAGAAAAAUACUUUUCAGCCCCAACAGCUCAAUCGACCAACCUGAACAUAAGAGCAAAGAAGCAGAUAGACAGCAGUUAUCCAGUAUCGCAAGUAAAAGCUUAUAAAACUGCGGUCGAAUACCUGAACUAUUCUAUGAACCCAAAUGCUGAUCCUUGUAAUGACUUUUACAAAUAUGCGUGUGGAAACUACAAGAAACCAGUUAGCUUCAAGAUAUUGAGAGAAAAAAACUUUAUCAACCAGUCUAAAGCCAUCAAAAGCAUCAACGUUGAGGACAAGAAGGUAAGGAAACCCAAGUAAAUUUUCAGAAAGAGGGGGCUUCAACUAAACCGAAAAAGAGAUCAAAGCAAAUUUCAAAAAAAAACCGGGCCGAGCCGGCAGAUGCGAGUCUAAAAGCCCAACCUGAAAACCGAGGACUAAAGCUUAGGUCCCGCAACGAAAGAGUUGACUUGCGAAACGUGUAAAACAAAUCUGAUUUUAAAGCUAUUUACUCAAAAAAAAUUUUAAAGUUUUUGAAAAAAUUUAAAUAAAAAGUCUAAUACACUCCUUACAGACACCCACAUCACUAAAAAAACUUCGCCUGUACUACGAUCUUUGCGCAACUGUUCAACAAAACUUUGAAAAAGAAAUCAAAGAUGGUCGGCAAAUAUUCAACGUUGUUAAGAACUUUGAAGAAGUUUUUAACGGCGUACCAACAAUGUUCUACAAGGACAAACGAAACAACCCAGAACUGCAAGACUGGAGCAGAGCCAUAGCAUACCUCCAAAUUAAUGAAGGUGUCGAUACAUUUGUCACUCAAACAAUAGAAGCCGACGGAGAAGAAGGUAGUGCGCAACCUGGCCAAAAACCAAAAAUGCUCUACCUGGAUGAACCUACAAUAGUCUGGCCAAAAAGCUAUUAUCAAGAAGCAUGGAAAGAUCAGGAAGCUAAUUACAAAAAAAAAGUCUUUACUGUACUUAAAAAUUUCAAGAACACUUUGAAAGGAAGUACUGGAACGGACGAACAACUGCAUGAUUAUGUUGACAAAUUUGCUAAAUUUGAACAAAUUUUGGCUAAGAAACCAUAUGCUACGGAUGAAACAACAAGACGUACUUACACUUGUACUAAGAAAACGUUGGCUGAGCUGAAUAAGGUUACAGAAGCUUUGGAUCAUAAGGUCUACGUCGGUAAGCUGUUCGAACUAACCAAUAUUGAUGUGAAGGCUGAUGACAACUAUGUUGUUGCCUUGAAAUGGCCAGAAACUUUCAAGAAGGUGUUUGAUGACAUUUUGAACAAUGUUUUCGCUGAUCAUGAGACUUUGGUCAACUAUCUUUACAUGCGCUUGCUCUUGGCUAAUGAGGAAUGGAUUCCAAAAACGUAUGAGGAAACUGAAGGUACUACAAGUGACAAUGUUAACAGCCAACCAAAAUUAGAAGACCCCAAUAGUCAUCCAAAAGCCAAACACCUAAGGACUCAGAAUACCAAAGAAAAUGACAUUUUUAAGAAAACAGAUGCCAAAUCCGUAGAAAGCAUUGAAUCAACCUGUGGACAACAAACCCAAAUGAUGAUGAUGUAUGCCAACGGCAGAGCUUUUGCCGACUAUUUAUACCCAACGUCAGAUGACAAAAAGAAAGCAGAAGCCAACCUCAAUAAGAUGAUCGAUGCCAUACGCUUCCAAUUCCACGGAAUGCUAGAUGAACUUAGCUGGCUUGACUCUUCUUCAAAACAAUUUUUACACGACAAAGUUUUGAACCUUCAAAAGAAUUUGUUGUACCCAGAAUUUAGUUUGGAUAAUGGAAAACUGGAUGAAUAUUACGGUAGUGUUGAGAUUGGUGAUGAUUACUUUGAUGCUACCAAGAUUUUGACUGCGGAUCUAAAACAUCAUGAAUAUGAGUAUUUGACAGACAAAGGAAAGAGUUAUCGCGAUGAUUUUAUUCAAUGGCCUGGUACUGUGAAUGCUUGGUAUGAGGUAGGUGUUGUAAAGAAAAGUCAGGACAGAGGCUUGUUAGGGUAAAACUAAACAUAAUCUCAGAUUUAUUUGAACAGCCUAGUGGUAGUAAUCUUACAAUUCUGUCAUUACUCUUACUUUUAGCCUUUUUACAACUCACUAACAAUCCCAGAAGGUAUUGUCCAACCACCAUUCUACCAUGCGGAGUUUCCCGCUUCUAUCAACUACGGUGGUUUAGGCGUAGUGACUGGUCAUGAACUUUCUCAUGCUUUUGGUAAGGCUUUUGUCAAUUUUUAACCUACAGUAAUUAAGUUGCAUUAACAAGUUUGUAGUUUUUUGUAGCAAAUCUAAAGCUUGAGUUGAAUUAUCUCAGGUAAGUAAGAGCUGGUGUUUUAAUGUUAGUACUGUGAAUACGUUACAAAUUUACUUCACUUUCAGACGACGAAGGUAUUCAAUGGGACGGAAUAGGCGUCCGCAACAAAACAGGUUUAACCACAGACGCUCGAAAAAAAUUUGACGACAUGGCUCAAUGUAUUGUAGACCAAUACGGUUCAUUCCAACCUCUAGACCCUUCGAAAUACGCCCCAUCCAAGCUGAACGGCGAAAAUACUCAAGGUGAAAACAUUGCGGAUAACGGUGGAAUUCACGCGGCGUACCGUGCCUACCGUAAUCAUAUUCAACUUAAUGGCCAAGAACCUCAACUACCUCAUCCUACAUUAGGUCAGUAUAGUCAUGAUCAAUUAUUUUUCCUGUCAUUUGCUCAAGUGUGGUGUCAAGAAGAUGCGACGUUUGAGGAUAUUCACCGUCAGAUACUGGUUGAUCCUCAUUCGCCUUCUGUUUAUCGUGUGAUGGGCACGGUACAAAAUUACCCGGCUUUUAAGGAAGCAUUUAAUUGUCCAAACAAUGCUCAAUAUACCCCGGAAAAGCACUGCAGUGUUUGGGUACCUAAUGGAAAUGAGGUUUAG